CAUGAGGUCAGCAAGAUGGCUACGUCCAUAGCAGAGCAUGGGGGGAAGUGGAUCCUCUCUCAUGGAGUUCAAUAUUCAGUUCCCCGGCUUCUCAGACGCUCAGUAUCCUCUGCCAGGAACGAGGAGAACGCCCAGUGCUACAAUGUGGUGGUGGUUGGUGGAGGACACGCAGGUACUGAGGCUGCUGCAGCAGCGGCACGGACUGGUGCCAAGACACUGCUUAUCACACACAAGGUGGAAACCAUAGGUCAGAUGUCCUGUAAUCCAUCGUUUGGUGGAAUCGGUAAGGGUCACCUAAUGCGUGAAGUGGACGCCCUGGAUGGAGUCUGUGGGAGGAUCUGUGAUAUGUCGGGAAUCCACUACAAGGUCUUAAACCGCUGCAAAGGCCCAGCAGUGUGGGGACUGCGAGCACAGAUCGACAGGAUGAUGUACAAACAGAACAUGCAGAAAGAGAUUCUGAACACUCCUGGCCUCACUGUGGGAGAAGGAUCUGUAGAAGAUUUGAUUUUGGAUCCACCAGAUCCUUCUCAUCCUGGAAAGUGUCAAGUCAGUGGGGUGAUUCUAGCUGAUGGAAGUAAGAUAUUGGCGAACAGCGUAGUGCUGACAAAUGGCACCUUCCUUAGAGGAACAGUUCGGAUUGGCCUGGAACAAAUUCCUGCUGGCCGCUGGGGGGAGGAGCCUGCAGUUGGUCUUGCACAUACUAUGGAACGCCUGGGCUUCACCAUCGGGAGGCUGAAGACUGGAACCCCACCCUCGCAUCUUAAAGGAUUCAGUAGACUUCAGUGUUCUGGAAAGGCACGAUGCAGAUAACCCACCUGUGCCAUUCAGCUUCAUGAAUGACAGAGUCUGGAUCAAGCCUGAAGAUCAAUUUCCAUGUCAUCUGACCUACACAACUCCUGCGGUGGAGCAGAUCAUUCGGGACAACUUACACCUGAACAGUCAUGUCAAGGAGACAAGCAUGGGGCCCAGGUACUGCCCUUCCAUUGAGUCGAAGAUCUUGCGGUUUCCUGGCAGAAGGCAUCAGGUGUGGCUGGAGCCGGAGGGAGCGGAUUCAGAGGUUAUCUACCCUCAGGGGCUGUCUGUGACAAUGCCGGCCGAGGCCCAAGAAAGGCUUCUGAGGGAGAUUCCCGGGCUAGAGAAUGUUCAUAUGCUUCGCCCAGGUUACGGAGUGCAGUAUGACUUCAUGGACCCCAGACAGCUGCGAUCCUCACUGGAGACAUUUCUAGUUCAGGGACUUUUCCUGGCUGGGCAGAUCAACGGCACCACAGGGUAUGAAGAGGCUGCAGCUCAGGGGAUCAUCGCUGGAAUAAACGCCGCUCUCAAGGUGAAAGGUCAGCCGGCGUUCACCGUUAGCCGUACAGAAGGUUACAUUGGUGUUCUCAUCGAUGACCUGACCACGCAAGGAACCCGGGAGCCGUAUCGAAUGUUCACCAGCAGGGCGGAGUUCCGCAUGUCUCUGCGACCAGACAACGCCGACAUGCGUCUUACCCUUCGAGGAUACGAGGAAGCGGGCUGCGUGUCUCAGAAGCGGUACGAACGGACACGAGUGACCAAAGAAAUGCUGGAGGAGGGCCUAGAUACGCUACGUUCUAUAAAAUUUGCAUCCCAGAAAUGGCAGCAUCUUGUCCCAGAGGCGCAAAUCAGCAACAAUCGUGUCAACAUGCUCAGUGCCUUGGAUGUGCUCAGGUACAAUGGAGUGGAAUCUGGUGCUCUCUUCACAGUGUUUCCUGAAUCUCUGAAAAAAUUCAGCGAAAGGCCAGACAUAGCUCAGCGGCUAAAGAUAGAAGCCCUAUAUGAAGUGCACAUCGCUGUCCAGAAGAAGGAUAUCGCCGAAAUUCGGAAAGAUGAGUCUUUGACGUUGCCAGAGGAUUUGGAUUACAUGAGCCUAGAUACUGGCUUGUCUAUUGAAGUUCGAGAGAAACUGACUCAAAGUCGGCCUGAAACGAUCGGAGCAGCUUCUCGCAUUCAAGGAAUGACACCGGCCGCCAUAUUGAAUUUACUUCGUUAUGUCAAAUACAGCAACCGGCGCGUGAAUAAACCAAGGCCGUAUGUGGAAAGAGGACCUGUCGUAGAAACCGACACUCUCCAGCAACACCAAGUAUAG
Messenger RNA from Staurois parvus, 2104 nucleotides. Lineage: Eukaryota; Metazoa; Chordata; Amphibia; Anura; Ranidae. The record is from the annotation of a GenBank genome assembly.